CUGGCUGGAUUUAGCGUUUGUUUGAUUCCCCGCAGGAGGAAAGGAGAUUAAAAAAUAGGAAUAAAUACGUUUUUUUUAAAAAAGAUCAAGAGGAGAAAUUCUCUUUCUCUCCAGACGCGGAGAAAUUUUUUGCUCUCCUUCAGAUCCCUGGUUUAUUCUUUCCUCGGGAGUUGUCAUGAAAAGGGGGAACGUAGAGGCCCUGCGAGAUGAGCCUGCCUCCGGGCACCCCCGCUGCUAGGAUGCUCUUUGUUAUGGCUCUGGCCUGCGCCAGCCCUUACCUGGACACGCAGCCACGAUCCAUCAACGUUGCCAUCAUCUUCAGCGGCUCGACCUACACACCUGAGAGUGCCCGGCUCUCACCCGAGGACUUCCGCAACUUCUCUAUGGAGAUCAACCCCAUCCCAGUGGUUCUGAAUGACACCAACCCUCGCAGUCUCAUCGUGCGCCUCUGCGACGUUCUCUCCUCCCUACACGUCCAUGGUGUGGUCUUUGAGGAUGAUACACGCACAGAGGCUGUGGCCCAGAUCCUGGACUUCAUCUCAGCACAGACCUCCGUUCCCAUCAUUGGUAUCAAUGGGGGAUCAGCCAUUGUUCUUACAACCAAGGAAAAAGGAUCUACCUUCCUGCAGCUGGCCUCAUCCACAAAGCAGCAGUUGCAGGUGAUGUUUGAGGUGCUGGAACAGUACGACUGGACAGCCUUUGCUGUCAUUACAACCCUGUUUCCCGGCUAUGAAGAUUUUGUAGACUACAUCGAGGUCCUCACUGACAGCAGUUUCAUAGGUUGGGAGCGCCGCAGCACUGUGACCCUUAACCUCACCGAUGACCCAGACAGAGCCUGCCUCAAACGCCAGCUCCGGGAAAUCAAUGCCCGUAUCUGCCUUCUCUACUGCUCCCGUGACGAAGCGGAAACCAUCUUCCAGGCUGCUCGUGAAGUUAAGCUCACAGGCCCAGGGUACAUCUGGUUCAUGGCAGGCGCCAACUUUGGCAGAACUGAAUACAUGCCGGAUGACCUGCCCGAGGGUCUCUUCAUGGUGCUUUCAGCAGGAUGGAGAGACGAUCUUUACCGCAGAGUGCAAAAUGGCGUGGCCAUCAUUGCCAAAGGGGCUGAGGCCGUCUUCCAAGUCUAUGGCUCCAUCCCAAGAUUCAACAAUGACUGCCGGGCACCCAACUUCACCCAGCUCAAUGAGAACCUGCAUCGGUACUUCAUGAAUAUUACGUGGGGUCAGAAGGAUUUCUCCUUUAACGAGGACGGGUACCUCAUCAAUCCAUCCUUGGCUGUGAUCUCGCGCAGCAAAGACCGAACCUGGGAGGUGGUGGGAAGGUGGGAGCGUAGAAUCCUAAGCAUGUCACGGUACAGCCGAUUUCUGCAGCCGGUGGACAACAACAAGCACCUCAUGGUGGCAACGCUGGAGGAGAGGCCCUUUGUUAUCGUGGAUGACAUUGAUCCCGCCACCAAGACUUGCAUCCGUGACUCAGUGCCCUGCCUCCAUCCCCUCAACCGUACCAACAGCAGUCACCUGGAAAAGAGAUGCUGCAAAGGAUUUUGCAUUGACAUUUUGAAGAGGCUGGCAAAGACUCUGGAUUUCACCUAUGAGCUCUAUCUAGUCACCAACGGCAAACAUGGCAAGAAAGUCAACGGGAUGUGGAAUGGCAUGAUUGGAGAGGUGUUUUACAAGCGAGCUGACAUGGCAAUUGGAUCCCUGACCAUCAACGCAGAGAGAGCUGAAGUCAUAGAUUUCUCCGUGCCCUUCGUCGAGACAGGAAUCAGUGUCAUGGUGUCCCGUAGCAAUGGAACUGUUUCACCUUCUGCCUUCCUAGAGCCCUACAGCCCCGCUGUCUGGGUGAUGAUGUUUGUCAUGUGCCUGACUGUUGUCGCUGUGACUGUCUUCAUCUUUGAAUAUUUGAGCCCGGUGGGCUACAACCGCAGCCUCAGUGCCAGUAAACGCACCGGAGGCUCCAAGUUCACCAUUGGGAAGUCAAUCUGGCUGCUUUGGGCUUUGGUAUUCAACAACUCCGUGCCUGUGGAGAACCCCCGGGGCACCACCAGCAAGAUCAUGGUGCUGAUCUGGGCUUUCUUUGCCGUCAUCUUCCUCGCCAGCUACACAGCCAACCUGGCUGCUUUUAUGAUCCAGGAGGAGUAUGUAGACACCGUGUCUGGCCUCAGCGACCAGAAGUUCCAGAGGCCCCAGAAUCACUAUCCUCCUCUGAGGUUUGGCACUGUUCCCAACGGGAGCACCGAGAAAAACAUUCGGAACAACUAUGGGGAGAUGCACGAAUAUAUGGGGAAGUACAACCAGCGCAGUGUGGAGGAUGCACUCCAGCACCUGAAGAUGGGGAAGCUAGAUGCUUUCAUCUACGAUGCAGCCGUCCUCAACUACAUGGCCCGCAAGGAAGAAGGCUGCAAGCUGGUCACCAUAGGAAGCGGGAAAGUCUUUGCCACCACAGGCUACGGCAUUGCGCUGCAGAAAGGCUCCAAGUGGAAACGGCCCAUUGACCUGGCUCUGCUCCAGUUUCUGAGUGACGAUGAAAUUGAGCUGCUAGAGCGCCUCUGGUUGUCGGGGAUCUGCCACAAUGACAAGAUAGAGGUGAUGAGCAGCAAGCUGGACAUUGACAACAUGGCGGGGGUCUUCUACAUGCUGUUGGUGGCCAUGGGGCUGAGUUUGCUUGUCUUUGCCUGGGAGCACCUCAUCUACUGGAAGCUGCGUCACUGUAUGAGACACACAGGACGGCUGGAUUUCCUACUCGCUUUCAGCAGGGGCAUGUACAGCUGUUGCAGCAGCGAAGACCCCCAAAUUCCAGACCAGCAGCAGUUGCCUAUCCUGAACCACACCUACGGGCCCUCGCGAGGGGGAGCCCCAGCUUUGCCCAGCCCCCCAGGCCCUCCACUCCCCUGUUCCAGCUUCCUGCCUCGUGAACGACGGAUUGUGGAACGGUGGCGCCAUGCCCGCAGCCCCAAUUGCUACAAGGAUCUCUACCCUCCAACUCCUGCAGAGCUCCCCACAACCAAACCCCCACGCCACAGCCUCAAGAGCCCCUUCUCUGACGGCUUCCACCAGUUCUAUGGCCCCAUUGAACCCGAAGGGCUCUCUGAUCACAUUGGCGGCAAGAAGAUGGCACCCUGUCAGCUCUCACCGCCGCCACCCUCCCGUGGACUGGAAAACCCUCCCUCUUACUUUGCCAUCGUGCGUGAGAAGGACACCCCUGACAUACCACCGGCCUCGGGCUGGCAACGCAAAUCCCUUCGUGGCUUGUACGAAAGUUUCCAAGCUGGCAAAGCCGCUGGCCGGGCCCCAGAAAUGAAGAAGUAUGACGGCCCGUCAAGUGGCUAUGCAGCCAAAAGUCCGUGUGAACUGGAACGGGGCAGCAGUCGGCCUUUUGGUAAAGAGCGAGGCCGUUACGGCUAUACCCGGCUGUCCUAUGAAGAUGAGCGAUCGCCACCCAUUUCCCGUUACCGGCAUGCUGAAGAGACGCCCUUGCCACGUGCCGAGCCAGAAGCCAAAUGCCCGACAUCAGCUAGCCGGGAAAGGAGCUCCCGGGCUCACAUCUGCCGCAGCCAUUCCCAUCCUCUUGCUGUCGGUGCCAGUUUGCGCAGCCAAAGUCACUACAUGGACUUCUCUGACUCGGAUUCCGACAUCUGCGAGAGGGACAGUGACGGCCACAGCUGCUGGUACCAGUCGCCCGAUUAUUUCUGCACGUAUCCAUCCCGGGAAAGGCAGCUCUUUGCCACCCACAAGCCCCUCCACUACUGGUCGGCCGACAAGCUGGCCAAAUGCCACGGAUGCCACGGUCCCUGCCAGCACUGCUUGAGCCUGGAAAUGCUCCCGCCACCCACCCCACCAUGCCGCAAGGAGGCCUUGCGCUAUCUGAGCUGUUCGGAGGAGCGUCUGGAACGCCGGCUGGACUGGGAGCACCGCCACUGCAGCCUCUACAGCUGCCUGGCUCCUCGGCACCGCCAUGGCUUCCACCGGCGCUGCCACCACCACUCCUGCGAUCUGGGGCCAGCCGGCGGAGUCCUCCACCCCACCUCCCGCAGCCUGGAGGACCUCAGCUCCUGCCAUAUGAUGCGCUGCGGAGCCUCUCAUCGACACCAGGGCGGCUUCUCGCCUGACUGGCUGCCGCGCCGGGUGAGCCGAAGCGGGGAGCUUUUUGCCCGGCGUGGCUCUGCCCACUUCUCCAGCCUGGAGUCGGAGGAAUCUUUCUCCGGCAGACAGUGACAGCCAGGCCAGGCCUCG
This is a messenger RNA of Hemicordylus capensis (graceful crag lizard), 4232 nucleotides long. RefSeq names its product glutamate ionotropic receptor NMDA type subunit 2D (gene GRIN2D). The coding region runs from base 207 to 4214 and encodes 1335 amino acids. The transcript has 14 exons. Gene Ontology annotation, cellular component: plasma membrane; NMDA selective glutamate receptor complex; postsynaptic density membrane. The record is from RefSeq and is a predicted model, not a curated record. Gene Ontology annotation, biological process: long-term synaptic potentiation; monoatomic ion transport; excitatory postsynaptic potential. Gene Ontology annotation, molecular function: transmitter-gated monoatomic ion channel activity involved in regulation of postsynaptic membrane potential; NMDA glutamate receptor activity. NCBI's taxonomy places the organism in Eukaryota, Metazoa, Chordata, Lepidosauria, Squamata, Cordylidae.